AUGCAGCAGUGGAUGAUAGGGCUAGGGUUCGUUGUCGCACAAUGGGUUGGCUACGGCUGCUCCCUUCUUCCCGGCAUUCUCUCCUGGAGAUUGCCACUAUCGCUUCAAGUAGCACCAGCUAUUGUCUUAGCGGCGGGCGCCCUAUUUCUCCCAGAGAGUCCUCGUUGGCUUAUUGAGCACAACAAACCAGAUAACGGUCGUCAAGUGCUAUGUCGCCUUCGCGGGACGCAUGCCCACCUUAAUCAAAAGUCCAUAGACCAAGAAUUCUGCGAAAUCCAAAAGGCCAUCUCACAGGAACGACUUUCCUCUGCAAAAUCGUGGGCUGAGUUUUUUCGCUGCCCAGCCAAACGCCGUCGGGUAUUUCUCGGUGCCGGGAUCCAAGCCUUAACACAAUGCUCUGGCAUCAACGUAAUAGCCUAUUAUGGCCCACGAAUAUAUGCUGGCCUUGGGUUCUCCACGUCUCAAUCCCUAAUGAUCAUUGGGAUAUCCGGCGCAUUGGCAUGGACCUGGAACACUCUUUGCUUGUUUAUUCUGGAUCAUGUCGGUCGACGAAAACUCUUAAUUCCAUCCUUUAUCGGCAUGGGUGCAACACUCUGCGUCGAAGUAGCUCUCUUCCAGGCCUUUGAUCCCCGGACAUCGCAAAAUGAUAACGCGCUGCGGGCACAGGUUGCUAUGUACUUCGUGUUCACGCUGUGUUUCACAUCGCUAGGCGUCAUCUCGUGGAUCUACCCGUCUGAAAUUUUCCCCACGGCGAUUAGAGCGCGAGGUACAUCCGUGGCGACUGUUGUUAACUGGAGCUUGAAUUUGGUUUUUGCCCAGUGUUCGCCAAUUGCAUUAUCGCGACUAGGAUAUAAGUACUUUUACUUUUUCGUGACAUUUAACUGGGCGGGAGCAAUUUUGGUGUGGGCAUUUUUUCCCGAAACUUUGGGGAAAACGUUGGAAGAGCUGGAUGGCGUGUUCGAACCCAAGCUUAAGAACAAUACGCCAUCUUCCUCUGGCUAUGCUUCAGCCGAAAAACCCAGUAUUGAAACUAGGUCUGAGAGCAAAACAAUCGAGCCCGCUUAA
Messenger RNA from Ophidiomyces ophidiicola, 1065 nucleotides. RefSeq lists its product as uncharacterized. Gene Ontology annotation, biological process: carbohydrate transport; transmembrane transport. Bases 1 to 1065 code for a protein of 354 amino acids. Lineage: Eukaryota; Fungi; Ascomycota; Eurotiomycetes; Onygenales; Onygenaceae. The transcript has 2 exons. Gene Ontology annotation, cellular component: membrane. Gene Ontology annotation, molecular function: carbohydrate:proton symporter activity. The record is from RefSeq and is a predicted model, not a curated record.